This is a messenger RNA of Fomitiporia mediterranea MF3/22, 1365 nucleotides long. Its product is annotated as serine carboxypeptidase. Gene Ontology annotation, molecular function: serine-type carboxypeptidase activity. Gene Ontology annotation, biological process: proteolysis. The transcript has 11 exons. NCBI's taxonomy places the organism in Eukaryota, Fungi, Basidiomycota, Agaricomycetes, Hymenochaetales, Hymenochaetaceae. The record is from RefSeq and is a predicted model, not a curated record. The annotation marks the transcript as partial. Gene Ontology annotation, cellular component: fungal-type vacuole.
AGUAAUGGUGCAUCUGGUGUUCGAACAUUGCAGCUCUCUUCAAUUCCAGCCAAUGCUUUUACAAGUUUUUCUCAUCCCGCAUUUCCGGGGAGAAGUGCAAGGAUCAAGAAAUCAGACUUUUGUGAUGGUGGGGUUGCUGCAUAUACUGGCUAUAUUGACGCUGGUCCGAAACAUUUCUUCUUCUACUUCUUUGAGAGUAGAAGCAACCCCGACAAGGAUGAUGUCCUUCUCUGGACGAAUGGUGGACCAGGUGGUUCCUCCGCUCUUGGUCUUUUUGCAGAACUUGGACCAUGCCGAAUUGCAAGUCCCAAUAGCACAAAAUACAAUCCGUACUCCUGGAACACGAAUGCAAACAUUUUCUUCAUUGACCAACCUAUCGGAACCGGCUUUUCAUAUAAUGAUCUUGGGGACAUAGUUUCGACGACAGAGGAUGCUGCACAGGAUAUUGCUGCUUUCAUGGCCACGUUCUUCGAGACGUUCGACAAGUUCAAGGGAAGAAACGUCCAUUUGACCGGAGAAUCAUAUGGUGGACGUUAUCUUCCAGUCUUAGGAGCCGUUGUUUACGACCAAAACUCGGUGCUUGUUGAAAGGGGGCCAGAACCCAUCAACCUCAAAUCAAUCAUGAUAGGAAACGGAGUGACGGAUUUCUUCACGUUCAUACGCUCGUAUUACGACAUGCAAUGCACGAACAUGGGCAUCGGGCCUCUCCAGCCCAUUUCGACAUGCGUUCGCAUGAAACAAAGCCUUCCUCGCUGUGAGAAGCGACAAAAGGAAGCUUGCAUUGAUCACUUCGAUUUGAUUGACUGCUCUUCUGCAUUCACCUUUUGUGCAAAUGAACUCUUCGCGCCAUAUAAAAAUGCAGGAUACAAUUCGUAUGAUAUGACAAUGAAAUGCAAUACUUUGGACUGUUAUCCGGAAGACAAGAAUUUUACUACAUACUUAAUUAAUCCGGCUACCCAGAAGGCACUAGGUGUCAACGAUGGACGGAAUUUCUCAAACGUUGCUAUGGAUGUUGCAUUAGCCUUCUUUGCUUCUGGCGACGAAACACAUGACUCAAAGCAAUACGUUGUAGAGCUACUUGCGCGUGGAGUCAAGGUCCUCAUCUAUGCCGGGACGUAUGACUUCAUUGCAAACUGGCUUGGCAAUGAAUGGUGGACGCUGAACUUGGACUGGCCUGGCCGAUCUGAAUUCUCAAGAAUGCCUCUGCAGGAGUGGUUUGUGGGUGGUAGUCCUGCAGGUAAGACACGUACGCACGGAAACUUCUCGUUUGCUACAAUAUAUGGAGCUGGCCACCUUGUACCACAUGAUAAACCAGUGGAGUCACUAGCAAUGUUGCAACGUUGGCUAGUAGACAAGCCUUUUUGA